AUUUGAGUGUCGUGUCGGAACCUAUCAGCGGCCAGUAACUCAGGAUGAAGUUCAAAACGUCCGCAUUCACGGCAUGGACGAUCCUCUCGCCCUGCCAAGGGGCGUCGAGCUUCGUGUGGAGCCAGAGCUCCACGUUGUCCUUGCCAGAGAACGACGACAUACUAACACUGCUGCGCAGGGCCAGAACAGAUAAAUUAUUUCAGGCUCGAAAAACGCGGCGAAAAACACGAGAGGCUUUCGAGACAUGUCCAAAGGAAAAGGCCAUGUAAUUAAUAACAACCUGAAUGAGCACUUGGCCCUGCUGAGAAAAACCACCUCCAAGGCACCCAAUGUCCGGACACUCCAGGCCUCCUGUCUCCCGCUAUGGUCGAAACACCUGGAAACCGGAGACGCGGUCGUCUCCAUCUGCCGAGAAUACGUCCAGCGCUCGAAGGACAAAGACCCUACAAAAUUUUUCAUGAACGCACUGGGCGCUUCAGAACGGGCCUGCAAAGACGCGCCAAGCCGAGACAAGUCGAGCCCCCUCGCCACCGAGGGCGGCGGAAACGGAGCGCCGGGGAAAACGGCCGCCGACGCGAGCUCCAACGCCCUCCGAGCGACCGGAGCGGCGCCUCGCGGAGAGAAGAAAAUGGCUCGCGAAGCGAACUCGGAACGCGGCGAGCGGACGGCGCUGGCGAACCGGGACGACGACGUCAUUUUCGCCGGCUCUCUCGAGGAGAUAGACGAGCUGGUGAAUCUCGGCGAUCUGGAGUUCGUCGCGCCCGGCGCCGAAGGGUUCGCGGAGUCGAAGGAGAAGGGCGCGGCCGCGCACUACGAAGACUUGGCGGAGCUCGUAGACUCGGAGGAAUGCGUCGCGGUCUACGGGAACGACUUGAAGAAGAGAACCAGAGAAUCGGACGAGGCGCAAGUGAAGAGGUAUUGCUUGCCCAGAGUCGGGCAGACGCACGACAUGGCGACAGAGGAUACGAGGAUGGACGUGGAGGAAGAGCUGGGCGGCGGCGAAGAGUCUUCGGAGUCUCACAGGAUGGAAGAGGACAUUCCGUUCGAAGAGAUAGAGAAAAUUGAGCGAGAUUUUAGAAAAUCGGCCGCGGGUCACGUUCCUUUGGAGCUCAAGUCCCUGAGCGAGUUGCUGGAUCUCCAUGCGAGCUACUCCCUCGAGAAGCUCAACGUGGAGCAGGAGAAGUGGAAGGUGGUGGAUCGGGGCAAGUCGGCGCAGCUGGAGAGCAGAGUGGUCGAGUUGCAGGAGGAGAUCGACCGGGUUAGGUGCGAGAUCGAGAGGCGCAAGUGCGAAGAAGAGAGUGGAGCGAGUCUCGCGAGGAGCAGGAACUUCGCGGCGAAUUCUGGCCGACAGAGAGACGUGGAGGUGCUGUCGGGGGAGAUCAGAGCGGGGAGACAAGGAGUCAGCGUCUUGAACAACGGGCCGGCCGAGACAAUGGCGCCGGCGCUGCCGAUUCACUAUAUUUCGGACGAGAGCUUUUCGCUGAUUCAAGACCAGGGCUACGAGGACUUGGAGUGGGAGGAGGGCAUCGGGAUGGCGCUGAGCGAGGGAGGAGAAGAGGUCGGCGCGGCAGACGAAAGUUCUGUCGCGCGCCGCGGCGAAGCAAAGAGCUCGUUUGUCUCGGUGCCGAGAGGCAGUCAGACGGAAUUCAUCAAGAUUCCGCCUGUGCGCGGCUUCGAAAUAGAGCAGUACGACCCGAUCACGUCGCUCAAGUCCAGGUGGCAUUCCGAGGGGUACCCGUGGUCUCGCCAGGUCGUUUCCAAGAUCAAGGAGGUCUUCGGCCACCAUAAGUGGAGAACCAACCAGCUCGAGAUUAUCAACGCGGUCAUGUCAAAGAAGGACGUGUUGGUGACGAUGCCCACGGGAGGCGGCAAGUCGCUCUGUUACCAAGUACCCGCGUUGGUGUUACCCGGCGUGACGGUCGUCGUCGAGCCGCUGAUAUCGUUGAUCGAGGACCAGGUGAUGAUAUUGGAGGGCCUGGAGGUGCCCGUGGCGUUCUUGGGCAAGUCUCAGUCGGACCAGGGGUCCGCUCAGACGUACAAGGCGUUGGGGUCGUCCGACCCGAAAAUUAAGAUUUUGUUCGUGACGCCGGAGAAGCUGACGCUGAACAAGCGACUUCAGCUGAUCAUGGACCAGCUGUACGCCUGUCGCCUGCUGACGAUGUUCGUGAUCGACGAGUGUCACUGCGUGAGCCAGUGGGGCCACGCGUUUCGCCCUCGGUACAAGCAACUGGCCAUAUUGAAGAGGAUGUACCCGAACGUGCCGAUCCUGGCGAUGACGGCUACGGCGACCCCGAACAUCAAAACGGACAUACUGAACAUGUUGGGGCUGAGCGAGAACCCGGAAAACGUGGUGUGCUUCACUUCUUCGUUCGACCGUCCGAACUUGUACUUCGAGGUGAGAAAGAAGACCGACAGGACGCUGGACGAGAUUUACACGUUCAUCACGACGCAGCACCCGGACGAGUCCGGCAUUAUAUACUGCUUUUCCAAGCGCAACUGCGACGAAUUGUCGGAGAAGCUGAAGGUGCUGGGGAUGAGGUGCGACCACUAUUACGCCUCGCUGGACUUGAAGGUUCGGUCGUCGAUUCAGAGAGAUUGGAUGGACGGAAAGCUCCAAUUCAUCUGCGCCACGAUCGCGUUCGGCAUGGGGAUCAACAAGCCCGACGUGAGGUGGGUGAUUCACCACAGCCUCCCCAAGAGCCUGGAGGGGUACUACCAAGAAGUGGGCCGAGCGGGUCGCGACGGCGGCCAGGCGGAGUGUUUGCUGUUCUACCGCGAGGCGGACCGAGUGCUGAUGGAGAGGAUGAUACUGAAGGACCAGUCCGAGGAAGGGGAACACCACCCGUACCUGAUCAUCAAGAACAACAAGGACAAGCUGCACGAGAUGGUCGCCUACAUCCAGAACCAGAGCGAUUGCAGGAGGGGGAUGCUGCUGCAGUAUUUCGGCCAGGUGAACGCUGCUGAGGGAAACUGCGGAAACUGCGACAACUGCCUGAACCCCGCAGGGAGGGAGGUAGUCGACGUGUCUGACGUGGCCAGGGCAGUACUGGAAGUCGUCAGAAAGGUGCCUAGGAGGCUAACCAAGGCGGUCUUGGUGAAGGUCAUCGAAGGGAAAGGAGUGUUGGAGGAGGGCAUCUCGGUCUCGUUGCCAUCUCCAAAGAGGCCGAAGCACAUCGUCGAGAGAGUGAUUAGUCGCUUGGUGAUCGACGGGAAGCUGAACGAGCUCUACCAAAACACGGCGUACGGCAACGCCGCCUACCUCACGCUCGGAACUCGUUCCAGCGUGGACGACUUCGUUCGCGCCGGGUGUCCCAUGCAGUUCACGAUGAGGAUCGGCACGUCCACGCUAGCGUCCGCAGACGCCACGAAGAAGAAGAAGAGCCCCUCCGCCAGCCGAUCGGUCAAAAAGAAUGUCCAGCCGAGCGCCUCGACUCGAACUUUGCAGAUUCGCGGCGGCGGAAACCAACCGCGCUCUAGCCCCAGAAAACCAAGCUCCGACAAAGCCCUAGAAGAAUCAGAAGACGACGUCUUGAUGCUCGCCCUCCCCGAUCCUUGCCACGCCCCUGCGAGAAAGAGUGAAGACCCAAACCAACAAGACAUUCGAAGCAAGCUGCUGGCUCGCCUGAUGCAGACGCGCGCCGAAAUCGAAGAGGAAGAGCGGCACGGAAACGUUCACAAAACCAGAAUCGAAGUCCUCUAUCCCCAGCACUUGAUCGUGAAUUUGGCCAACGCACUCCCUCGCACGCAGGAAGAAGUCGCCAAGGUCGACGGCGUCGGCAACACCAGAGCAGAAAAAUACGGGACGAGGUUCGCUUACCAAAUCGCCAAAUUUUUGAACGAGUAUCCUGAGCUCAAACCCAACGUUGUUUUGGGUACAAGUCCUUAUUUCAAAAAAUCAGACACGCGUUCCUCUGUCCACGAACCACUCUCUCGAGAGAAAGUCAAGAAGACGACAAUCGUAACACCUGUCAACUUGGAAAAUGGCGAGGACCACGCACAAAGCUAUUCUCUCGAUGCAAGUAGAUGUCAGCCCGGCGGCGUUUUUAUUCGCAAGCCGCCCCCCUUCUCGAAAAAGUCGGAUAGCGUAUCACGUCUGUAGUCUUCUCUUGUUUCUCCCCCCUCGACGGCGCUCAGAAGGCACAAAUGGCUUAUAUUUUUUGUAGCAUUUCCUUGUACAUACUAAAAAAAAAAAAUUUUAACUGCUAA
Schistocerca gregaria is the source of this 4206-nucleotide messenger RNA. RefSeq lists its product as uncharacterized. Gene Ontology annotation, molecular function: ATP binding; 3'-5' DNA helicase activity; nucleic acid binding. Bases 245 to 4099 code for a protein of 1284 amino acids. Lineage: Eukaryota; Metazoa; Arthropoda; Insecta; Orthoptera; Acrididae. The transcript is spliced from 4 exons. Gene Ontology annotation, cellular component: cytoplasm; chromosome; nucleus. Gene Ontology annotation, biological process: double-strand break repair via homologous recombination. The record is from RefSeq and is a predicted model, not a curated record.